CGCCGAGAUGUGAAAGGAAGAAGGAGAUUGUGGAAACGUGAAUUUGCUGGACUGAAUGGUGACUCUUUGGAUGGUGGCGCUAAAAUGACACUCAGCUCAUGGCAUCCGGUGCAAAAGUUAUCAGCCGAUGCAAUAUAUUUUUUGAUAAUCAAAUUUACCACCAUCAAAUUUGUUCCUGCUGGAACGAAUGUACAAGCACCCUUAGCUCAUAAUUUAACUGUGGAUGUGCAAUGGCGCGGUCCGAAUGGAUAUCUAAGUGCGAUUGAUUAUCCACUACUCCGAUUUUACGCUUUUAUGUGGUCUAUUUGUUGCAUACGUUAUUGGAUGGAUCUGUUGAGGAUUCAGUUUUGUAUUGGUGCGGUGAUUGUAAUUGGAAUGAUUGAGGAAGCAAUGUUUUAUUCAGAAUAUGCAACAGUGAAUGAUGAUGGUACAUCUGUGCACGGUUUUAUUGAGGUAUUUGUAAUGGCUGGACAGCUACUCUGUUAUUUUUUGGAUAAAUAUUUGAAAAACAAAAAAAAAAAAAACAGUGAGGGGUUCCGGAUUUUGUAA
Molecule: messenger RNA, 549 nt
Organism: Gongylonema pulchrum
Lineage: Eukaryota; Metazoa; Nematoda; Chromadorea; Rhabditida; Gongylonematidae
Source: the annotation of a GenBank genome assembly